Molecule: messenger RNA, 4995 nt
Organism: Pleuronectes platessa (European plaice)
Lineage: Eukaryota; Metazoa; Chordata; Actinopteri; Pleuronectiformes; Pleuronectidae
Gene: cbx6a
Product: chromobox homolog 6a
Exons: 5
Coding region: 156-1688 (510 amino acids)
Source: RefSeq, a predicted model, not a curated record
GUAGAGAGUGUGUGUGUCACAGAGUGUGUGUGUGUUACACAGUGUGAGUCGGUGUGUGUGUGUUUGUGUGUGUGUGCCGCCCCUCUCUCACUUCGGCCGGGCAGUCAGUGGAGCUGUUCGCCCGCAGACAGGCAGCUCAGUCCGGGCAGAGAAAGAUGGAGACGGCGAAGGCGACGGGGGAUCGGAUUUUCGCCGCGGAAGCCAUCCUGAAGCGCCGCGUCCGCAAGGGGAGCCUUGAAUACCUGGUGAAAUGGAAAGGAUGGGCAAUGAAGCACAGCACUUGGGAGCCAGAGGAGAACAUUCUGGAUGACAGGCUGAUAAUGGGCUUUGAGCAAAAGGAACGGGACAGGGAAAUGAACGGCCCGAAGAAGAGAGGACCGAAACCCAAAAACUUAGUCAUGAAGGCACGUGGUCAUAAAAAGGAGCCGAGCAGCCAGGCCUCCACCGCCCGACAACAAGCCUCCACCGCUCGUCAGACCACAUCACGUUCCUCCUCCAUCCGAGCACCUUCCUCCUCUUCUGCCACAGCUCGUCUUUUGCCGACUUUGUCCUCUUCCUCAACCGUCGCACCCUCUCCCAAGCUCAACUCUCUCGCAACCACCCACAAGCUGAAGAAGGACAUUCACCGUUGCCACAGGAUGUCCAGGCGUCCCCUGCCCCGCCCAGACCCCACAGGGCCCUCUCUCUCUAACCCUGGAGGUUUCCCCUCCCGCAUGCACGUCUCUCCGUUCUCCGAGACCGUCCGCAUCCUCAACCGUAGGGUCAAACCUCGAGAGGUCAAGAGAGGUCGGAUCAUCCUCAACCUGAAGGUCAUUGACAAGCCAGGCCGGGGUGGCGCAGCUGCUGGCAGUAGGAAUGUUUCAACAGGACGCCAGAGCAUCCCUUCACGCAAUCGUAUCAUUGGGAAAAAGGGAGAGGCCCCAUAUAGACCUUUCCAGCCUCCUCUGAAGAUGCUGGGGUUCCCGAUGUAUGGGAAGCCAUUUGGGCUGCAGUGUGGAGGCCCUGCGGCUUUCCCUUCCCAGCCAGGGUCAUGCUCCAGCACAGCAGCCGGGGCCGACCACACCACCUCCUCUCAGUACAAGUCACCUCCAUCUCCUUCCAGCUCCAGCGGCUCUGACGGAAAAUCUCCCACCACCUCCCAGCCCCCCACUGGAGCCUCACCUUCCAGCGAGGGUCCCAAGCCAAGUAAACCUCACACAGACACCCAGAAGGGGCAGAGCGCCACGCCAGCCGCUCCCGCCCCAUCCUCGGAUGCAAACCCAGUGUUGUCAGCAUCACCCUUCCUCCCCUCCUCACCCUCUUCCUCCUUGGAAGACGAGGAGGAGGAGGAGGGUGAUGCCCUGGACCGCGUGGAGCCCUCAGAGGGAGCCAGGAAUAAUCCUCGCCAAUGCCUGGCUAAACGCCAUCCGCCCGCCACUCCCCCCUCCGUCCCAGCCGGGGACCAGAGCUCUGCCCCCAGCGAACCCAAGAGGGUGCCUGCCGAGGGAGACCCUGACUGGUACCCCGAAAUGGCGCCAAGCUGCAAGGAUGUUGUGGUCACUGAUGUCACCACCAACCUUGUCACCGUCACAAUAAAGGAGUUCCCCUCCCCGGCCUCCUGCCCUGCCUCCCCCUCUGCCUGCCCCGAAAACGCCUCCUCCCCUCCCCCUGCGGUCCCGUCCGACGACCCCUCCCCAGCCAAGCCAUAGGAGAGCAGAUGUUAUGAAGUCGUUUGCCAUUGAUAAGUGAAUAUCAUGCCAGUGUUGCCACUUCAGCCCCUCCGACCUUUUCCUUAAAAGUUUGUCCAUAUUUGUGUAUCGAUUAAUGAAAUGUAAUGUAACUUUACACCACCCAGCCAUUGAAUAGUGGGAAAAAGCAUAUUUUUAUUAAAAGGAGACUAUAUGAAUUUGAAAUGGGGCAGCUAAUACGCCCUUGUUGUCACUUAAAUUGCCAUAUUUUGAUCAAUUGCACAUUACUGACUCUCGGAAGCAGACGGAGAGAGAAGAUUGUUUGUUUUCUUUCUCUUGUUCCAGACAUAAUGAGUUUAGCUUCUCUGGAGUAACACAAAUGGGAAGUGUUGUCCAUCUGUUGUGUUGCUUGAGCCUUUAUCAAGCGACCUGUUUGUGCGUUUGAAAGAAACAAAUCUAUUUCCCGAUCCACGCUCUGCGGCGGAGGCCGAUCCAGACGGCCUUCAGGUGUUACGCCAAUUCCCUGCCCCCCCUGUUCUCAUCGGAAGUCCAGCUUGUUAAUGAUAAGUGAGGUGUUGUGUCUUUGCACUUAACACAGUUGGACUCAUAUAUUGCAUCAAUACAGCGAGGUAAAUGCAAUGCACUUGACUGCAUCAAAACAAAAUGACCUAUUCUAUGUAGUUCAUCAAUUUUUCAAGGCCUUUCCCUCUUGCUCUCUUGAACGCACAUGCAUAUACGUACAGAAGGCGUUAGUAUUCAUAUGCACGCACAACCUUAAAAGCUGCAAAGAAAAAAUACUAGAGCGGUAGUUUUUAAGUUAUUGCUGUCCUGACUGUCUCUCCUUGCUUGCCUUGUUUUCUCACAACCCACCAUCUUUUUCUGUAACGUCCACCAAGACUCUAAACUGGCCUAGGGUUAGUCACGAGAUAUUCUCCUUUCAACGUUUAACUUCUCAACAUGUCAAGGUCUAGAGGUUCCGUGAGCUGAACACAGUUUAGACUGAUGCUUCCAACUGAGAGCAGCUAAAAAUUGUCAUUUGUUGAAGCUGUGAGCUACUUGGUUAGUGUUUGAAGUCUUUUGGCUUGUUGGCUUGUUCAGAAACUUGACAGGUUUGCCUGUUUACCUUCAACGUGGCAGGUAGAGUGAAGAUCUAGUUUGUUGGUUUGUCUUUCAGCCAAGUGCUUUAUUUGUCGUCUUGAUGGCCACUCAGAGUCCCUGACAGUACAGACACUUGGAAUGGUGGAGCCUGGGAUGGAACCAACAACCUUCUGGUUAGUCAACGACCUGCCCGACUCCUGAGCCGCCUCCGAUGGGAGCUGAGGUUCCCCUGCUGCUCUUGGUUCAGUAGAUUUUUUUCCAUGAAGGGUAGAAAUGGCAAAACAGUCCUUGAAACACAACUUUGUGUGUGUCUGCCAGGGGCAGUUGGAAACGAUGUCAUGUACCUCGAUGGUCAGGCAAUCAUUUUCACGUCAGAAGGUUUGAUCCAUUAUGUUGUUAAACAUGUGUUCUUUCAGUUUGAGAGCAGGACUUAUUGAUUUCAUGUUGUGAUGCUCUCAGUCAAAACCUUGCGCUUGCACUCGAAUAGCCCCCCCGCUUGUGCUCAAACUGUUCACUUGCACUCAGAUCUUUUUUCCGAACCACAGCUUCAGCUCUUCUCCUCUCGCUCACACCUCUUUUGUGCACAAGUGAAAUGUUUGCUGCUCUUUGAUUUCUCCUCUGCUCUUGGAUUUUGUCUUCUGAACUUGGAUUUUUUUGUCCAAUUUCCCCGACCAAUAGAAUGUCAGGUGUAUUGUUAAAAAAUGAAAUCGUCCAGACGCCCACACGUCCUUUCACCAUGAAACUCUGAUGAGCUCAUCUCUGCAGGUUUUUUUCAAUCCUUUCGAUCGCUUGAAAUCUAGGAUCAAACUUUUUGACCCUCGAGAGGAUCUGAAGUUCUCGACCCUUUGAACACAGACUCUAAACCCUCUCUCUGGUGCUUUCUGCUCUUUCUCCACCUUCCCCGACCUUGACUUCACUCCGGUGUACCUGUGUGUUACAGUUUUUAAAAACAAUCUUCCGCAUGUACUGCCUUAUAGCUGCUCCACUCAACCCCAGUUACACUCCAGGUGGACGUUUGCCUCGUCUUACUCGGCUCCUCUCAGAGAGCUUGAUCUAAUACAAAACACUCUCAAACCAUAACUUUAACGUGGUAACUUUAAGAAUCACCUCAUCGUUAACUGUAAUAACUCGACUGCUCUUGUUAUCAUCUUCUCUACAAGUCUACAAACACUGACGAGGGAGAUGUCGACUCCUCUCCUGUCACAUACUGGAUGGGUCUAGUCGGCGUCCAUACUGUUUCAAUACUCUGAUAGGUUACAAAUGGAAGGAUUUAUUCCAAAAUUACAUAUACAUAAUAUGAAGAAAUAGACACUGUUGUGAAAAGGUCAAUAUCUCAUAUUCACAUGAAGAUACUUUAAGGAAGGACAGUUAUUAACUUCAGUCCGGUUUCGACGUGAAGCGUGAACGGACUGAAUCGUUUAUCAUUUUCCAGAAACACUAUGAAUUCAAGGAUUAUCUUCUUCACUGAAUGGAUAUUUCGCAGUUUGGGAAAGAUUUGUUUCAUCUACUUUAUCUUUAAUAUCUUUAAGUGGUGGAUAGAAGUGACUCUUUGCAGUUGGUAGAUGUGUAAGGUAUUAGGCUGCUAAGCUACUUUCUCACACGGGGAAGCACAACUCAACUUAGUGGCCUCUCAUUCAACCAAAUAGGGCUGUUGAUUUUGUUAUUUGAAUUUUUAAAGCUUUUUUCCCCUUUUUUGAAUUUUGUUGCAUUUAUAUAUAUAUAUAUAUGUAUGAUGUAAUUUUAAGUGCUGGAGUAAUUUGGCACUAAUUGAGGAAAAAAGGAAGGAUCCUUGUUUAAAUGUACGGAUAAAUAUGCUUAAUGAAUUUAAAUUGUGCUUUUUAAGCUAUUUUUCCCUUUGUACUGUACUUUAAUAGUUUGUUUUUUUAAAUAUGCAUAAUGGUGUUAAUGUGAUGCAGUUUAUUUGAAUGCCAUUUAAAAAAUUUAAAAAAAGUCCAACAUGGGUUUGUGCAGAAGACGAACCCCGACGGCUUUUGAUGUGUGAAGACUGCGGUUCUGUCUGUUUUUAUGCUAAUAUGAAUAAUGUACAUUGUAUUGAUGGUAAUGAUGAGGAGGUGGAGGAUAACUAUGACAUUGAAAUGUAUCUGAACUUCUGAAGCAUGUUUUGCAAACCCUUAUUGUACAGAUUAUGUAUUCAGUGUCAUGUUAACUGUUACCGAUGUUGCUUUCUGUGUUUCUUGUACAAGGCUUUUAAUUAAAAGCUCCUUUAAAA